Molecule: messenger RNA, 1356 nt
Organism: Aplosporella prunicola CBS 121167
Lineage: Eukaryota; Fungi; Ascomycota; Dothideomycetes; Botryosphaeriales; Aplosporellaceae
Exons: 6
Coding region: 1-1356 (451 amino acids)
Biological process (GO): amino acid transmembrane transport
Cellular component (GO): vacuolar membrane
Molecular function (GO): amino acid transmembrane transporter activity
Source: RefSeq, a predicted model, not a curated record
AUGCCGCAGUCACCUACGCGCGAUGGCACGACUCAAGCCGGAUCUGUUGGCACAUCAAAAUAUGAGGUGAAAAGGAUUGAUCCAUUCGCCAAUGAAGAAGGCGCAGAAGUCAAGUACAGGACAAUGUCAUGGUGGCAUGCUGCAGCAGUCAUGAUUGCGGAGACCAUAUCUCUCGGCAUACUGAGUUUGCCUUCGGUAUUGGCAUCAAUUGGAAUAGUACCUGGGCUCAUCUUGAUCGUGGGUCUAGGUACCAUUGCAAUGUACACUGGCUACACAAUCCACCAAUUCAAGAUGGCGUACACGCAUGUGCACAACAUGGCAGACGUCGGCGAGAUUCUGUUUGAGCCAUGGGGAAUGGCAGCAUUUGGUCGCGAGUUCCUAGGCGCCGCACAAACACUGUUGCUAAUAUUCACCAUGGCCAGCCAUAUCCUGACGUUCACUAUCGCCCUCAACGUUAUAACGGGUCAUGCGACCUGCACAAUCGUUUGGGGCAUUGUUGGGUUGAUGCUUUUCUGGUUUUGUUGCCUUCCCCGAACAUUGAAGAAGAUGGCAUACCUCUCGAUAGCAUCGUUCAUUAGCAUCCUUGCUGCAGUACUCAUCACCAUGAUUGGUGUGGGUGUCUCGCCACCAGACCCGCACGUCGAAGCUACCGUCACCACUUCCUUUGCUUCCGCAUUCCUGUCAACCACCAACAUCAUCUUCGCAUACGCCGGCCAUGUUGCCUUCUUCACUUUUAUCAGCGAACUCAAAGACCCAAAAGAGUUUCCCAAGGCGAUCUGGACGUUGCAAAUCUGUGACACCACCAUGUACAUUAUUGUGGCCAUUGUGGUGUACAGAUACGCGGGUCCGGAUGUCGUUAGCCCUGCCCUGGGUAGUACUGAUACCGUAGUGAAGAAGGUAGCGUAUGGGAUUGCCUUGCCAACCAUCGUCAUCGCAGGCGUCAUAUACGGACACGUCGCCGCCAAAUACAUCUACGUGCGCAUGUUCCGAGGCACGCGACACAUGGGCUCGCGGACAUGGCUCGGCGCAGGCAGUUGGGCUCUGAUCACGCUCGUCAUCUGGGUCAUCGCGUGGGUCAUCUCCGAGUCAAUUCCCAACUUCAACGACCUGCUGGCGCUCAUCAGUGCUCUCUUUGCCUCGUGGUUCACCUACGGGCUCAGCGGCAUCUUCUGGCUCUUCAUAAACUCGGGCGGCUGGUUCCGCGACUCCCACAAGUCCUGUCUCGCUGUUAUCAACUUGGGCAUCGUUGCAUUGGGUGCCGCUAUUUGCGGAAUUGGCUUGUAUGCUGCGGGCAAGGCUAUUCACGACCAUUCUGCUGGUAGCAGCUGGUCUUGCGCGGACAACUCGUCGACGUGA